Messenger RNA from Thalassophryne amazonica, 2163 nucleotides. RefSeq names its product amnion associated transmembrane protein (gene amn). The coding region runs from base 362 to 1759 and encodes 465 amino acids. Gene Ontology annotation, biological process: intracellular protein localization; receptor-mediated endocytosis. Gene Ontology annotation, cellular component: apical plasma membrane; endocytic vesicle. The transcript has a single exon. The record is from RefSeq and is a predicted model, not a curated record. Lineage: Eukaryota; Metazoa; Chordata; Actinopteri; Batrachoidiformes; Batrachoididae.
CACAUUUGCAAUAUCUGCAUUUCUACCUGGAUCUGGACAAAACUGUACUGCAUUGGUGUUUUGCAGGACUUUUUUUUUUUUUUAAAUGAUGAAAACAAAGAAAAUGUUAACUCCUCACAUCAUCAUGUUGCUAACAAACUGAGAAGAAGGGAAAAAAUCUAUUUUUCUUAACAAGCAUAAACCAAACUGCUGAGGCAGGUUUAUUACAGCAGAACAUGUCAAUCGUUUACAGGUCACCUGCUCAAAACGGUGGAUGUUUCUCAGAGAUCAGUAAUUUUACUGCGAAAGUGGCCUCUCGUGUUUGUCACGGUUGGAGACAAAGGUCAACUAAUCUUCUUGCACUCUGCCACAAACACUUAGGAUGCUGAAAACUCCAGACAUGCUGCUCCUCUUCCUUCUCGUUGGGGCGGCAAACGCCCUGUUCAAGCAGUGGAUUCCUGACAACAACUAUGAGAACAAAACCAACUGGGACAAGGGAUAUGUUCCAUGCGGUAAUGACAAAGUUCAGUUUCCACUCCAACGAAAGACGUCCGUGUUCGUGGAGACUGCGCACGCUGUGCGGGAGUUGACGUUGCCACUUGAUGGAGAAUUCAUUCUGAAUCCAAAAGCUGGAUUUUAUGUCACAGAUGUACCGGAUCCAAACUGCGGACAAGGUGUCACAGCUCAAUUCAAAGAUUCUGGGUCCCUAAUGUGGUUCAACCCCAAUCUGUGGCAAGUGGCGGCAACUCAGGAAGACUUGCAGAUGGAGAACUUCCUGUUCUCAGUACAUGAAGAGAGUGUGCCUUGCCAAUAUGAUGACGUGGUUUUCAAAGCCCAGUCCUCCUUCAGCGUGGACACCACAUCCAACCAGCAAAGUAUUGCUGUGAAAAGUGUGUCAGUAUUUGGGAAGAUACUCAGCGGGCUCGACUUCGCCUUGUACCUACAAUCAGCCUCAGGACGACUGCAGUUCCACGGAUCCUCAAAGGUCACUCCUUUAGGUGUGGUCUGCGAUGAUCCUUCUGGCUGUGUCUGUGAGAAUUCUGUCAACAAAAACCGGAUCUGUAGCAGCGUCACAUGUCCCUCACUGAAGUGUUUGAAGCCUCUUCAACCUUUAGGUCACUGCUGUGAGGUCUGUGGCGCCAUUGUUACCAUCUCCUACAGCCAGGGCUUUGACCUGAACUUUUACAGAGAACUGAUCAAGCUCAGGUUUCUUGGACAGCCAAUGUAUAAAUCCAUUCAGAUGGGCAUGUCAAAAGUUGUCAAACCCACACGGUUCAUGGGGAUCCCGUUCGGAACCUCAGCACAGAUCCAGGUGGUCCUCGUGGAUGGAGACGGACAGUCGCAAUCAGCCAAACUCGCCCGUGAUAUUACAAAACACGCACACUCUGAAGGCCAAUACUUGGGAAUUACUGGAACUGAAUUUCAAGCCUCAUCUGGAGAAAUCAGCAUUGAUCCAGGACCCAAUGUUGGCAUGAUAGUUGGAGUUGUGAUUGGGGUACUCACUGUAAUUACACUCGUUCUAAUGAUAGUUGUCCUGAUUCAUAAGGGUAUUGUUCAAAUUCCGCCUCUGAGGAUCUUGAGGAAAACCAGUGAUUUUGUGGACCUUGAUGGGCCUCUGGACCAUGGCUUUGAAAAUCCCAUGUUUGACAAACCUACCAUGUUCCCACAUAUUCCUGGUCUGUCCAGCAAUGACAUGAAAAAUUCAAUCUCCUUGACUCAGACAGGUGUGUACUUUAUAAAUCCAGUUUAUGAUGACAGUGAAACUGAUUUUAAUGCCUAAGAUCGACUGAAACAAACUUUAGGUUUGUUAAUCAUUUCCAACAAAUGAAUUAAAUCUUUGAAUUAAAGGCAAAGACAAACUUGAUGAUUUACAAUGCUGUGAAGUGUAAGAAUAGCAUAACUUUAUGAAAACUCAACAUGUUCAAGAAAUGUCUGGCAGAUACUGAUAAAUUUUAAAACUUAAGACAAAGAGACAAUUUUGAAAAAUUCUGGAAGAAAUUGUACUUUUAGCUUCCAUGUCUCUCAAAUUAAAGACAAAUACAACUGUGAUCAAAUCCAUAUAUAUAUUAUCUCUACCAAACAGGUUCUGAAGUUCAGCAGGUUUAAACUUUAACAACCAGGACCAAUGAUCAGAAAUCAGGAAUUAAGAUAAGGAUCACAGAUCAAAAUAGAAAAUCUGUAAUC